Molecule: messenger RNA, 1072 nt
Organism: Filobasidium floriforme
Lineage: Eukaryota; Fungi; Basidiomycota; Tremellomycetes; Filobasidiales; Filobasidiaceae
Product: DNA-directed RNA polymerase III, subunit Rpc31
Exons: 5
Coding region: 286-948 (220 amino acids)
Biological process (GO): transcription by RNA polymerase III
Cellular component (GO): RNA polymerase III complex
Source: RefSeq, a predicted model, not a curated record
ACUUGUGACCUUUUCCGGAAGUAAAUUUCGCUCUUCAAGUGACCUUGAUCGAGUUGAGCGUCUUCGAACUUGCUUGAAUCUGCAAACAGACCCGCUUCUUCCUUCGAAUUAGACUGCUAGACUGCACACACAGGAAAAUCAAGCUAUCUCAAAGCUCUGCGAUCUGAUUCAAACAGACCUAACCAGCCAGGAACCCCUCCAAACCUAAACAUCUCGAAAAGCAGACGGACCACAAUAUCAGAACCUCGCCAUACCUCAACUUGCAAGUAGACUAAAUCACACCGAAUGUCAGGCCGAGGAGGACGAGGCGGCGGAAGAGGAGGUCGAGGUGGUGGAAGAGGAGGUUUCCAGGGAGACAGACCAAGAGGAGGUCCGGAGGGUGUGGCUGUGGGGACGUUGACGCAUGCGGAUUUGCAGAGGACGGUGAAGACUGAGAGGUUGUACCCGGAGUAUCAAUUGAAAGAUAUGAGGAACCCGGAUCAGGCGGAAUCACGUGUCUGCGUGUUUACUCGGGAGAUGGCAAAGAGCCUCAGGUUCAGUCCUUAUCGUCUGAGGGAUAACGCAGAGAAGGACGACAUGGCCUCGUACACGGACAAGUACAAACAAAAGAGAUCACUCAACGCGCUCAACCUGAACGCCGAACAGUUGGGGCUGGAGAAGGAUUUCUUCCCGAGACAGAUCUGGGAGAUGUAUUUUGAGGGAAAAGAUCCGGAAGGUGCGGCGAAGGAGGAGAAAAAGAAGAAUAAGAAAAAGAAGAAGAGCGUCGACGAAUUAGACGAAGGUGCCGCUAGUCAAGAGGAAUUUUCGGACGAAGAUAUCAUGCUCGAAGACCAGCUGUCAGAAGAGGAAGAUUAUGGGGAAGACGAUUAUGGGAAUAAUUACUUUGACGCUGGGGAGGAAGAGGGCGGGGAUGACGAUGGUGGCGGUGGAGGUGGAGACGAGUUCUAGACUCGAGUACAGAGAUCGAAUUCCGAUCAUACUUGGUAGCGCGGUGUAUGUAUUAUCAUGUAGCUGUCCUUGGGAGCAGCGUGUUGUAUCCGUUAUGUCCUAUUAUACAACCUAAGCAGUUUAU